AUGAAAUAUCCUGACGAUCACAUGCAUGAGUUGAAGACUCAGGAAGGAAGUAUUAAAGAAUUAUUGAGAGAACAAACACCAAUCAAAGGAUUUCCCAACAUUAAAAACUUUUAUGCUGGUCGGGAAAUUUUUAUCACGGGUGGAUCGGGUUUCAUUGGAAAAGUGUUGAUAGAAAAGCUUUUGAGAUCAUGUCCUGAUAUCAAAUUAAUUUACAUUCUUAUUCGUCCUAAACGAGGAGAGUCAAUUGAAGAACGAUUAAAUAAACUCGUCGAGUUAAAGCUUUUCGAUGCAGUUCGAAAAUUGAAUCCAAAUUUUGCAUCAAAACUCGUUCCAAUUGCUGGUGAUGUGGCAGAAUUAAAACUUGGAUUAUCGAAUGAAUCAAUUCAACUUCUAAGAAAUGUUUCAAUUAUAUUUCAUUCUGCUGCAACUGUUCGUUUCGACGAUUCAUUGAAAUAUGCUGUGCUAAUGAACACUCGUGGAACUCGCGAGCUCAUGGAAUUUGCUACAACGCUCGUCAAUUUGAAGGUCUUAAUGCAUGUUUCGACAACUUAUAGCAAUGUGUACACUCACACGCUGGAAGAGAAGCUUUAUCCUCCAGCAGCUGACUGGCGAAAAACUAUUGAGAUAUGUGAGAAAAUGGAUGAAGAUCAACUUGAUAAAUUUACCCAACAUUACAUCAACUUCAUGCCGAAUACUUACGUGUUCUCAAAGAAUCUUGCUGAACAUGUUUCGAAUAAUUACAAAAAUAAACUUCCGAUUGUGUUAUUCAGACCUUCAGUCGUUAUUUGGUCUCAGAAAGAACCUUUCCCGGGUUGGGUCGAUAGUGUUAAUGGACCUAUGGGAAUAUUGUUGGUAUCGGUAUUAGGUCUUAGCAAGACAAUGUAUUGUGAUCCAAAAAACGUUCUUGACAUGAUGCCUGUUGAUGUAAUUGCAAAAGCAAUGAUUAUGAGUGCCUGGAAGCGUGGAAGUGAAGCUAAUGGCUCAUUUCCUGUAUACAACAGUGCAGCAGGAAAUAAAAAUAAACUCACAAUCAGACAAAUGCUUGAAAUUGGCAUCCAUGGAGUGUGCAAGGAAGUGGCACCUCAAAAAACGGUUCUAACAGCUAGUGGUGGUGUUACGCUUUGUAAAAGUUACAAUUUCAUUCGAUUGAUCCUAUUUCAAAUAUUGCCUGCAUUAUUUUUUGAUUUCAUUCUAAGGAUGAAAAUGAGGAAACCGAAAUUAAUGAAAAUUCAAAGAAAAAUGUUCGAAGCCAACAACGCAUUAUCAUAUUUUGUAACUCACAAUUGGAAUUUCAUCAACGAAAACUUUUGUGACUUAAAUUAUUUCUUACAUCCUGAAGACGUUUUAGAAUUCGAUUUUCGUACUGGUUUCACAUACGAUUCGAUACUUUUUAUUCGUUAUAGUUUGUUAGGAUUUCGUCGAUAUCUUCUCCAUGAAAAGGAUGAAAGUCUUCCUAAAUGUCGAAGAAGGUAUCAGAUUAUGAAAGCAACAUUUGAUGCAAUCUAUUGCUUUAUCUUCAUGCUUGCCUUUUACAUUAUUUUCUUCAAAUAUGAUAUUGUAAAAAUUCUCAAAAACAGUUUUGGAAUUGAACACAAAAGUGUAGGAAUAAAAAUAGUUUCAAAAAUGAUGCGCUUUUCGAAUCAUUCUAUGCAAUGCAUUAAAACCGAGGAUGAAAUUGUAAAUGAUUUGUUUACUGUCAAAGAACGAUUAGAACAUUUACCAGCAAUUUCUGAUUAUUACGCUGAUAAAGAGAUUUUCAUCACAGGUGGAAGUGGAUUUUUAGGAAAAGUUUUGAUUGAAAAGCUUUUAAGAUCGUGCAGUAAAAUCAAAACGAUUUACGUUCUUCUAAGACCUAAAAAAGGAAAGUCAAUCGACGAACGAUUGAAAGCAUUAAUUGAUUUACCUUUAUAUGCUCCCUUACGUAAAUUGAUGCCUGAUGUUUUACAUAAACUUAUUCCAAUAAAUGGCGACGUCACAGAAAUUGAACUCGGUCUGUCAAAAGUCGACAUUCACCGAAUGAGAAAUGUUUCGAUCAUUUUUCAUUCUGCUGCGAGUGUUCGCUUUGAUGACUCACUGAAAUAUGCUGUGUUCAUGAAUACUAGGGGAACAAGAGAAAUAAUGAAGUUCGCUGAAAGCCUUAAAAAUAUCGAAGUGGUCAUGCACGUUUCGACGACUUAUAGUAAUCCAAAAAGAUCCGUCGUUGAAGAGAAGAUUUAUGACCCAGUCGCAGAUUGGCGUAAGACAAUUGAAAUAUGUGAGAAACUCGACGAAGACGUUCUCAAUUGUUUAACAUUAAAGUAUUCAAACUUUAUGCCAAACACUUAUACAUUCACGAAAAAUCUUGCUGAACAUAUCGUGAAAGAUUAUAAAGAUAAAAUUCCUUUGGUUUUGUUUAGACCAUCGAUUGUUAUAUCAACAAUGAAAGAACCUUUUCCAGGUUGGAUUGACAACUUCAACGGUCCCGUGGGUCUAUUGGUAGGAUCAGGAAUAGGAAUAACUCGAACGAUGUGGUGCAAUCCUGAUAACAUUGCUGAUUUCACUCCAGUUGAUUUAUGUGUCAAAGGAAUGAUAAUUGCAGCAUGGAAACGAGCUCAUGAACCGAAAGAUUUACUGAAAGUUUAUAACUGCGCAUCGUCGGGACAUGUCGAUAUUACCAUGUGUCAAAUAACAGACCUUGGCAAAUGUCUUUCGGCUACAUGUCCCAUGGAUAAGAUGCUUUGGACACCUGGAGGUGAAAUAACUCUUUCCUUUAUGAAGAACUUUAUUCGAACCAUUUUUCUUCAACUGCUGCCUGCGAUGUUCAUUGAUUUAAUGUUCCGGAUUAAAGGACAAAAACCAUUUCUCGUAAAAAUUCAACGAAAAAUUUACGAAGCUAACUUGGCACUUCACUAUUUCGUUUCAAAUGAUUGGACAUUCAAAAACGAACAAUUUUAUUCAUUGACACAACAUUUGAAGCUAGACGACAUGAAUGAUUUUGGAUUUGAAGACUAUUUCCAUCAUGACAUCAUUUUGUACCUUCGCUAUGCUCUCAUUGGAGUUAAAAAAUAUUUGUUGGACGAUUAUGAGUGUGAAUGGACGAAAAAUGCUCCAUCAAUACCUGAAUUUUACGGUGGUCAGGAGAUUUUUGUUACGGGUGGUUCCGGUUUUAUGGGCAAAGUUUUAAUUGAGAAGCUUUUACGUUCAUGUCCCGAUAUUAAAGCAAUUUAUGUUUUAUUACGUCCUAAAAAAGGAAAUUCUAUUGAAAAGCGGUUGAAAUCAAUACUUGAUUUGCCGCUAUUUACGCCUUUGAGAAAAAGGGUGCCGACGGUAUUCGAAAAAUUAAUUCCGAUUGAAGGUGAUGUGACUGAACUUCAACUUGGACUCUCGAACAAUGAUUUGAAGAAAAUGAAAAAUGUUUCAAUUAUUUUUCAUUCAGCAGCGAGUGUACGAUUCGAUGAUAAUUUAAAAUAUGCUGUGCAUAUGAACACUCGAGGUACACGUGAAGUUAUGGAAUUUUCUAAAACUUUGGUGAACAUCAAAGUUGUUAUGCAUGUUUCAACAACUUACAGUCAUCCUGAACUAAAAGUUGUCGGUGAAGAGAUUCACAAGCCGUAUGUUGACUGGAAGAAAACAAUUAAAAUCUGUGAAGAAGUUGAUGAAGAUUUGUUGAAUAUUUUGACACCGAAAUAUAUGAAAUUCUUACCGAACACAUAUACAUUUACAAAAGCUCUUGCUGAACAAGUUGUUGACGAUUACAAGCAUGAACUUCCUUUGGUAUUGUUUAGACCAUCAAUUGUUAUAUCAUCGAUGAAAGAACCUUUUCCAGGUUGGAUCGACAAUUUUAAUGGUCCAGUUGGACUGUUAGUCGGAUCAGGAUUGGGUGUGACAAGGACAAUGUAUUGCAGCCCUGACAACAUUGCAGAUUUCACACCCGUCGAUAUUUGCAUUAAGGCAAUGAUAGUUGCAGCAUGGAAACGUGCACUUGAACCGAGCGGAAGUUUGCCUGUUUAUAAUUGCUCCACUUCAAAUCAAAGAAUUGCUACAAUGGAGCAAAUUAUUGAAAUGGGAAAAGGAAUGCAAGAUGAAUUUCCUUUGGAUAAAAUGCUUUGGGCGCCGGGUGGAGGGUUGACAAAGUGUCGUUAUCUCAAUUAUUUGAAAGUAAUUUUUUUCCAUUUGCUGCCUGCUAUUUUCGUUGAUUUUGCGAUUGGUCUAAAAGGUCAUAAACCAUUCAAAAUGGUGCUCGAGAGUACAAUGAUUUGCUUCGACAACAGUGACUACCAGCGUAAUGGUGAUUACCUACCUACAAGAUUAAAUGCCCAGAAAGAUGGAAUAAAUCUGGUAUGCAUGACUAAAAUCCGUUCUAAUCCCGAGAAUAAUGUUGGUCUUCUUACAUUCGCUGACAAUGUGGAAGUUCUAGCAACACUUACAGGAGAUGUAGGAAGUAUCAUGUCUAAAAUGCACUUGGUUCAACCAAAUGGAAAUGUCAAUCUCAUCACUGGAAUCAGAGUUGCUCAUCUUGUUCUUAAACAUCGUCAAGGAAAGAACCAUAAAAUGCGAAUUGUAUUAUUCAUUGGCUCUCCACUUGAAGCCGAUGAAGCAGAAGUUGUAAAACUCGCGAAAAGAUUGAAAAAAGAAAAAGUAAAUGUUGACAUUGUUAGUUUUGGUGAUCAUCAAAAGAACAACGAUUUGUUGACUGCUUUCAUCAAUGCAUUGAAUGGUAAAGAUGGUACUGGUUCUCAUCUUGUUAGUGUUCCUCGAGGUUCAGCACUUCAAGAAGCUCUCAUCUCAUCGCCAAUCAUUCAAGGUGAAGAUGGCUUGGGAGGAGUUGGUUUAGGUGGAGCAGGUUAUGAAUUUGGAGUUGAUCCGAACGAAGAUCCAGAACUCGCUUUAGCACUUCGUGUGUCGAUGGAGGAACAAAGACAGCGACAAGAGGAAGAACAGCGACGGGCUCAGGCUGCUUCUGCUCAAGAAUCAGAUAUGACUGGUCAAGCACCGCCAGUAACAACUGCUGCUCCAACAUCAGACGAAGCAAUGCUUGAACGCGCUCUUGCUCUCUCAACAGAGACUCCGAGUGACGAAAUUAUGCCAGAUUUUUCAAACAUGACUGAAGAAGAGCAAAUUGCAUUUGCUAUGCAAAUGUCAAUGCAAGAUGCUCAAGAACCAAUUUCACAACAAGCUAAGCGUCCUAAAAAAGAAGAGACUCCAAUGGAUGUGGAUGAAGACUACAAUGAGGUCAUCACCGAUCCCGCAUUCUUGCAAAGUGUUUUAGAAAAUCUUCCUGGUGUUGAUCCACAAUCAGAAGCAAUUCGUGGGGCUGUUGAUUCCCUCAACAAGGAUAAGAAUUCUGAUAAAGAUAAGGAUGCAAAUAAUUUUUUUCGCAUUAAUAAAUCGAUUCAUAAAAUGAAUCGUUUAAUCAGCAGACUUCCGCUUCGAUCAAUGAUGAAGACCGUCAGCAAAAGUCAAGCCCGACUUAUGAGUUCUGCGGGUGUGAAACCCUUAACGACAUUAACUGACGAUGAAUUAGUGAUGAAGCAAACAGUUGCGAAACUGGCUCAAGAACAAAUCGCCCCGCUUGUUAGAAAAAUGGAUGACGACCAUAAAUUCGAUGAUGGAAUCGUGAAACAACUUUUCGAUAACGGAUUAAUGGGAGUUGAAGCUGAUCCAGAAUAUGGCGGAAGUGGAUGUAAUUUUUUAACCAUGAUGUUGGUUUGCGAAGAGCUUAGCAAAGUUGAUCCAGCUGUUGCUGCCCUUGUUGACAUUCACAACACCUUAGUGAUCAAUCUUUUCUCGAGGCUUGGAACAAAAGCUCAAAAGGAAAAAUAUCUUACAAAACUUUGUACGGAAUAUCCUGGCAGUUUUGCUUUGUCAGAACCAUCAUCUGGAAGUGACGCUUUCGCUUUAAAAACCACUGCAAAAAAAGAUGGAAAUCAUUACGUCUUAAAUGGAACAAAAAUGUGGAUCAGUAAUUCAGAUUUGUCGGGUGUUUUUAUUAUCUUUGCAAAUGCCGAUCCUUCAAAAGGAUACAAAGGAAUCACAGCCUUCAUUGUUGAACGUGACCAAGAAGGAUUCGUAGUUGGAAAGAAAGAAAACAAGUUGGGAAUUUGUGCGAGUGGAACUUGCAUGUUGCAUCUUGACAAUGUUCGUGUGCAUGAAGACAACAUUCUUGGGGAAUAUGGCAAAGGAUAUCAGUAUUCAGCAUCUAUCUUGAAUGAAGGUAGAAUUGGAAUCGCAGCACAAAUGGUCGGCUGUGCACAAGGAUCAUUCGAUGCCACAAUGCCUUAUCUUCUGGAACGGAAACAAUUUGGAAGUGACAUUUUUAGCUUCCAAGGCAUGCAAUACCAAGUCGCAGAAGUAGCAACAGAUAUCGAGGCUGCUCGAUUGAUGUACUACAAUGCAGCUCGUAUGCAAGAAUGCGGCAUGCCAUUUACAAAGGAAGCUGCCAUGUGCAAAUAUUUUGCAUCUGAAAUGGCACAACGUGUGACUGUGAAAUGUGUUGACUGGAUGGGUGGUGUUGGAUUCACCAAAGAUUUUCCACAAGAGAAAUUCUAUCGUGAUUAUUCAAUGAUGAACUACUUAAGAAAACUGCCAGUCACUAAUUUUAUCAGUGCAGUCACUAAAGUAAGAAAUUAUUCAGCUGUCAAGCCGCUUACAACAUUGACUGAUGAUGAACUUGCAAUGAAAGAAACUGUUGCCAAAUUUGCUCAAGAACAAAUCGCACCGCUUGUGAGAGAAAUGGAAGCAAAUGGAAAACUCGAUGAUCGUUUGUUAAAAGGUCUUUUUGACAAUGGCUUAAUGGGUAUCGAGAUACCAGAAGAAUAUGGUGGGACUGGUUCUAAUUUUAUGACUUCGGUGUUGGCAGUCGAGGAAAUAUCCAAAGUUGACCCUGCUGUGUCUGUGUUGGUUGACAUUCAAAAUACUUUGAUCAAUAGUUUGAUUAACAGACUUGGGACGAAGGAACAGAAGGAGAAAUACUUAACCAAAUUGGCGACAGAAUCAGCUGGAAGUUUUGCUUUAUCAGAACCGACAUCUGGUUCUGAUGCUUUCGCUUUGAAAACGAUAGCAAGAAAAGAAGGAUCGAAUUAUAUUUUGAAUGGUACAAAGAUGUGGAUUAGUAAUUCAGAUAUUGCAGAUAUUUUCCUUGUAAUGGCGAAUGCUGAUCCAUCGAAAGGUUAUCGUGGAAUCACAACUUUUAUUCUUGAACGUGGAAUGGAAGGAUUUUCAGUAGGAAAGAAGGAAAGCAAGUUGGGAAUAUGUGCAAGUGGAACUUGCAUGUUGCAUCUUGAUAACGUGAAAGUUCCUGAAGAAAAUAUCCUUGGGGAGUUAGGAAAAGGCUAUCAAUAUGCAGCUGGAUUUUUAAAUGAAGGAAGAAUUGGAAUUGGCGCUCAAAUGAUUGGCCUGGCUCAAGGAUGUUUCGACGCUACAAUUCCUUAUCUCUUAGAACGAAAGCAAUUUGGAAGUGAUAUUUUCAGUUUUCAAGGCAUGCAAUACCAAAUCGCUGAAACAGCAACACUCAUUGAAGCUGCUCGUUUAAUGACCUAUAAUGCUGCUCGUCUUCAAGAAGCUGGUCUUCCUUUCCUUAAAGAAGCUGCAAUGUGUAAAGUGUUUUCAUCUCAAAUGGCACAAAAAGUGACAAUAAAUUGUAUUGAUUGGAUGGGAGGUGUAGGAUUCACUAAAGACUUUCCACAAGAAAAAUUCUAUCGUGAUUGCAAAAUCGGUUCGAUCUAUGAAGGAACGUCAAACAUUCAGUUGAGCACAAUCGCCAAAAUAUUAAGAAAGGAAUAUCAAUCAUAAUAAUUUUCCUGAUUUUUAUUAACAUGAUGAUGGCUUUACAAUCAAAAUAAAUUGUUGAAAGAUCUUUUAAAA
Molecule: messenger RNA, 7842 nt
Organism: Clunio marinus
Lineage: Eukaryota; Metazoa; Arthropoda; Insecta; Diptera; Chironomidae
Source: the annotation of a GenBank genome assembly